ACAAUUUGUACAUGGUAAUAUUGUUAUAAAAACAAUUAACUUUUCUCCUCUUUCUCCUCAGAUAUUCAUGCUUGAUUAACCAAAUUGAUGGAUUAUUGUGCUAACCAAAUGUGAGGGUAUUCAAAGCCACAGUAGGCACAAUCCUGUCUGAACUCCAAAAUGUCUAAAACGACAUUCAACAUGUCCACCGACCAAGUUGAAGGCACAGUCCUUCUGCCCCACAGAGAGACAGAUGGUGACAGAGACGACUCGUCACUGUCACCUUCACCUGACGCCAACAGUAGUGGUUCAAACCUGAGUGACAGAGAAGCCAACAGCUCCCCUGACGUCAACAUGCUGGAGUGCUGCCUCAGUGACGGCUCCUUUGUGCAUGACUCCUACAACACCACCUUACCACAGGAUAACGAAUUAUGUGGCGUAAGCCUGAACCUGAACCAAACUUUUAUCACCACACCUGUUGCUAGCAGUGUGCAUUUCUGGAAUCAAAACUUGAGUCUGAUGAGCCACCAUGAGAUGGGAUUAGGUGCGUACCAGUCUUUCAGUAAAGACACAGAGAAUGGAAGUAGCAGUGCAGUGCUGUCUCCAGACUCUGCUGCGAGGGAAAGCCAACUGAGUUCAGCUCAGACUUCCCGUCGAGGAUCCACUGAGAAUGACUGCUGCUCCCUGAGCUCUACGGAAAUGGUAAUAAGGAGCAAUAGUUUUUGUCAGGGGGAUCAGUCAUUCUUAGUCUCUUCCCUGGAGGAUUCGUACGUCUCUGUGGCUGCAGGCCAUCCAGCAUUCCCUGCUGAAUCUAACCUGCUGUCAACUACUUUGCCGGAUGUCCUUGAAAAAUCCACAGAAGGAGUCACCGAGGAGAGCAUAGACUACCCGUGUCUUGGCAUGACUUUCACUCAGGCAGACCUUCCCUCUGAGGAAAACUAUAUGGCAGCGUCCAACUCUCUUGUAGCUCUGCCAAGCGAGAAUGAAGGAGAUCUUUUCAUGACUUUUCACUGUGAAUCAUCUCCUGCAGGUUGUGGAAAAGAGGCUCUGUUUACUUGUGUUGAAACAGAGCUGUCGCCCCGUUUCCCUGGAGCAUUUACACCAGAACAAUGCCAGACCUUUUUGUCCACUCUGCCAGCAAAAGAACACACUGAUAUGGAUAUUCAUACUUCCACUCCAGUGCAAAACAUUGGAAACAAGAUGCCCAUCCUCCCCUCCUUUUCAGAGUCUCCCUGCACUGGAAACGCGGGCAGCGCAGGACUCCACCCUGUUAAACAGCAGACUGCUAACUGUUUAGUUGCAGGACUGACGCCUUCAGCCAGCAAAGUCAAGAAAAUGGAAAUUAAGAAGUUUCCCAGGUUAAACUUCAGCAGUGUAAAAUCAAAAGUUUUGACGAGAAGUGUGCAUAAAAGGUCAGGGCUUAGCCUUGUUUCACUGCACAAAGUGAACAAUAAACUCACUGAAGCACAAAGCGGAGCGCCCAUCAUGAGUAGUCCUGCUAACUUUAGGAGUAGCGCUGCAGUUAUCGCUACCACCACUAAAAUGGUGAAUGAUGCUCCGAAACGAAUGAAUAUAGAGGCUGCUAAUUUGGGUGUAACAAUUAUACAGUCUGGGAUUUGUGCUGUGGCUGGACAGGGGAAGAGUAGAGCAACUCCACUGUACCAACACCCAGCUGCAAAUAAACAUGCUUCAACAGUCCAAUGCAGUAGCGCCAGCUCUGAAGUGGACCUGGCAGCCUCAAGUCAAGUAGCAGACGCCGCAGUGCUGCAUUCUGGCAAAAAGACCCUUUGCUUCUCAUCUUCAGAAAAAAAACCUAAAAGUUGCCAAACUGAUCCCAAACCAACUCCAAAAAAGUGUGUGUUGAACAAAAUUGAGGUCAGGUCAGGCUCGGCUUUAGGCCACGACAAGCCUCCUAUGCUGAAGAUGCGGCUGCGCUGCUCAUCGGACAGUUUAUCAUUGUCAUCUAGGCAACCCAGGGAGAAGAGAACAACUUUAAAGUUGUCAAAUAGCUUUACCAUUCCAAAAGCUGACUCCCACCUGGGCCAGACCAAACUAGGGAACCUGAACUGCUCUUCCCUGAAUAAACAGGCCGUACAGACUGAGGCCACAAACACUCCUGCUGAAAUCUCCCCAAGAGAGGUUAAGAGGAUCAGCCUGGUGGCACAGUCCAGCAAAUCGGCAACAGCAGGAGCUUCCUCGGAAGAGAGUAGGAGCAGAUUUCGAGGUCUGACAUCUAGACUAUCAAAAGCUGUAGGCACACCACAGUCCAAGCUGAAGAGCACUACAGGCAGUCAGAUGGUGCAGGCAACAGGAGAGCCGUCCCUUGGAAUUGCCUCAACAGCCAGUAUUAAGCCUCAACUGCACAGAUCUCGACCUCCUCAUACUCCCACUCGGCCUUCUCUUAUGGGCCCUCCCCCUACUCCUACUUCUAGACUACCACGCAGGACCCCGGGGCCAUCUGGGACCCUUGCUGAGGCCAGUGUUCACACUGAGCUGAGUGAAGGUGCUGGGAGUACACAAGUUUCUGGAGGACCUCCACAUAAACCAUCCCCUUUCAAAACUGUGCUGAAAGCUAGACUAAUCACGACCCCGAGGAAAACCACUGGACUAACUUUGGCCACAGCAUGCAAACCUGCUGCUUCCUCCAGCAAAGGCACUUCAAAUUCUACAGCCAGUCCUCUGAAAAGGACCGCUUCUGCAAGACUUGCUCGUCUCAGUGGACCUGUGGACAAGGGCCAGCCCAAGGCCAGCUCCCGCCAGCAAGUGCCCCAACCGAACCAGCGUAGUGGACCUCCGGAUGUGGUGCCAGCGAGUGUUGCCGAGGGUGGGAGGAAGGACCAGAGCGUCCAGCAGCUCGGAGGACUCCUGACAGCUAGUAACCGCAGAUUGCAAGCCGUCGCCAUCGUCUUACAGCGAACUUUGGCUGAGCGUGAUGAAGCCACAAGGCAGGGCAGGGAGCUGUCCCAGGAGCUGGCCAGUCUUAGAGGAGAGCUGGUUUGCUCCGAACAUUCAUCUGAACGCCUGGAGAAGGAGAAGGAUGAGUUGCGCGUGUCUCUGCAGGAUGCGCUGCACAAGCUGCAGGAGCAGCACCAGAACGACCUGGUCGAGCUGGAGCUGAGACUUCAGGCCUUCUACCAGGCUGAGUGGGACAAGGUCCACCUCACCUGCCAGGAGGAGACAGACAAGUGCAAGACUCUCAUGCAACAGCAGGUGGAAGAGCUUAAAGCCAAUCAUGAGGCCAUGAAGCUGGAACUAGAGAGCAGCCAGGCAGAACAGCUGCUGUCUGUUAAACAGCAGUAUGACAUGUCCCUGGGAGAGGUCAGCGAAGUCCACAAUCAGGAACUGCAGUCUUUGGAAAAAACUCUGAAAGAAACGGAAGCUGCUCUAUCGGGACGGAUCGAAGAGCUCACCGUGGAGAACAAUGGCCUGAUUGAGAAGCUAACUGCGGUGGAGAACAGGAGGAAACAGCUGGCCGAAAAGAAUCAGAAGGACUCCCACACCCUGUAUCUGGAGCAGGAGCUAGAGAGCCUCAAAGUGGUGCUGGAUAUCAAAAACAAACAGCUCCACCAGCAGGAAAAGAAGAUGAUGGAGAUCGACAUGCUGACAGAGAAAAAUGUGAAGUUGGAUGAGGGUCAUAAGAAGGUCCGGCAGGAGAAUGAGGACCUCCAAGCCCGCAUGGAAAGACAUUAUGCACUGUCGAGACAGCUGUCGACGGAGCAGGCAGUGCUGCAGGAGUCCCUUCAGAAGGAGUCCAAGGUGAACAAGCGUCUGUCGAUGGAGAACGAGGAGCUGAUGUGGAAGCUCCACAACGGAGACCUGAGUAGCCCCCGCAAGGUGUCCCCGACCUCCCCCUCCCCCUCCCCAUCCCGGUCCUUCAGCCUUGACGCCCCUCGCAGCUCGGGCUUGUUCUCCAGCCCCCCGGUGUCGCCCAGAUAACGAUGGAUACUCCAGGAUGCACACCCGGUCGUUGGAGAGCCCUCUGGAAUAAAGAGCCAUGUUUGUUUCCUGUUCUCUUAGAAACGCAGCAGCCUGACUUUGGCUCCUUCAGGAUUGGAUCAACUCUGACACUUUCUGUACAGACACUGCAGACUGUAAAAUAUUUAAAUAUAGUUGCACAGAUGCACUUAAUAAGCAAGGUUGCCUUGUUUUCUUGCCUUUCACGUCUGGUACUAUGGGGGGGGGGGGUGAAUCUCAGGACUUCUAUGUAAUGAUACACUAUUUUUGUUUGUUGACUUGAAGCUCUCACACACACACACACACACACACUGAGUACAUGCAGUAAGAGAUGAACAAAUGCAUCCAUGUCAACACAGAUACAGCCCUUGUUCUUUCUGUCUCUAGAGAUCAGACAUGGAAAGUCUGAAUUCAGAAGACAUUGUCCCUCCUCGGGCACAUUAUAUUUAAAAUGGUCUUGAAAUGUGGAAUUGCUGCUGUUGGAUUCCUCCAUUUCUCCCAGCCAACUGUCACGUCACAACAUCCCGCUGCUAGUCAUUACAUCAGGGCUGUGCAAGUCUCAAUCUGUUGUCUUUUUCUUUUUUUAAAGGUUAUGUUUUGUUUUUUUUCCACCUAGUUUGUCAGUUCAAGUAUCAUCUGUUUCCUCGAACAUUGUUUUGUUUUCCACAAGUGUUUGUUUGUUUGACCAGGGGACCAAUCCGAGUCUUUGUGCACGUGUUUGGUAAUCACCCCGUUUUGAACCCUCCUAAUGCAGCUUUAAAGAUGGGGUCUUUGCAAAGAGUUGACCUGAAGAGUCUCUGCUUGUACAUGUCACUGCAAUGUCUCAAAAAUAGUAUUUUGUGUGGAAUUUAUUCUAUCAGUUUGUUGACCCGUUUUGAAAUAUGCAAAUAAUAAAGUCUUGUAUU
Molecule: messenger RNA, 4838 nt
Organism: Cyclopterus lumpus (lumpfish)
Lineage: Eukaryota; Metazoa; Chordata; Actinopteri; Perciformes; Cyclopteridae
Gene: mtus1a
Product: microtubule associated tumor suppressor 1a
Exons: 14
Coding region: 160-3915 (1251 amino acids)
Cellular component (GO): cytoplasm; nucleus
Molecular function (GO): microtubule binding
Source: RefSeq, a predicted model, not a curated record